This is a messenger RNA of Linum tenue, 799 nucleotides long. The record is from the annotation of a GenBank genome assembly. NCBI's taxonomy places the organism in Eukaryota, Viridiplantae, Streptophyta, Magnoliopsida, Malpighiales, Linaceae.
GCCCUCUUCUCUUCUGUUAGUAUAAAAACAAACAAGUAGAAGAACAAGAGUCGGAACCCCAAAAAAAUCGAAGAGUUCAGCUUAUGUGAUUAUGUGAACAACCAACCGAGAGUGAGAACCUAGAAACAGAAGAACAUCAAUGGGAAUUGGGGACGAGAAGAAGACGGAGAAAACGAUGGACACAGUAGCCGUAUCCAACGAAUGGCUGGAGGGGCUGACCAGAGCUCCACAUGGUCAACUGGAAGGGCUGACCAUGGACGGACUCAAGAUUGUGGAGUCCAGCAAAGGAUUCAUCCGUUGUCACUUCACCGUCCCCGAUCGCAUCACCGACGGAGAUGGGAAUUGGCACGUCGGAGCGAUGGCGACGAUGAUCGACGAUGUGGGUGCGGCUGCGAUUUUCUCAUUGGUCGGCCAUGUCAAAGCUUCCCUCGAUUUCACCAUCUCUUUCCUCUCUACUGCUAAAUCUGAGGAAAAAAUGGAGUUAGAAGCAAAGGUUGUGGGGGAGAAGGAAAGGUUGGCUUCAGUGGUGAUAGAGGUUCGUCGGAGGAGCAAUGGAGAGCUCAUUGCCUUGGGGAAGCAAUGGAUGGCUGCCCAUAAUAAACAUGUAGAUAGAUCAAGUAAACUUUGAUCAUCGUUAGAAUUGUAUCACACUGUUCAAUCUUGUCACUCAUAUUCGCCCCGUGGUCGGUAGGGUGAAGGCUGAUCGACCUAUAUCGUAUGUAAUUUAAAAAAUCUAUAUAUAUUUGGAACAUUGAUUAUUAUUUUUUAUGAAUCAUUGGGUUUCAUUCAUCAAAAGGUG